Strigops habroptila (Kakapo) is the source of this 4038-nucleotide messenger RNA. It is a transcript of the gene NRG2, whose product is annotated as neuregulin 2. The record is from RefSeq and is a predicted model, not a curated record. Gene Ontology annotation, biological process: intracellular signal transduction; animal organ development; nervous system development. Bases 144 to 2306 code for a protein of 720 amino acids. NCBI's taxonomy places the organism in Eukaryota, Metazoa, Chordata, Aves, Psittaciformes, Psittacidae. The transcript is spliced from 11 exons. Gene Ontology annotation, molecular function: signaling receptor binding.
CGCCGCGCCGCGCCGCGCCGUGCCGUGCCGUACCGUGCCGCUCCGCGUCGUGCCGCUCCGCUCCGCCCCGCCGCGCCCGCCGCGCCGCAGCCCCGCAGCCCGGCCGCCGCAGGGCCGGCGGGGAGCGAGCGGUAGCCGGCGGCAUGAGGCGCGACCCGGCGCCCGGCUUCUCCAUGCUGCUCUUCGGCGUUUCCCUCGCCUGCUACUCGCCCAGCCUCAAGUCGGUGCAGGACCAGGCGUACACGGCGGCGGUGGUGCUGGAGGGCAAGGUGCAGUCCGUGGGCCCCCCCGCCGGCGGCGGCAAUGACAGCCGCGGAGCCGCCGGUCCUGCCGGGGGGGUUUUGGUCAAGGUGCUCGACCUGUGGCCCCUCAACAGCGGCGGGCUGCAGCGGGAGCAGCUUAUCAGCGUGGGCUCCAAGGCGCCCUGCUUCAAAGUGAAGCGCAACCACCGCUACAUCUUCUUCCUGGAGCCCACCGAGGAGCCGCUCGUUUUCCGCACCGCCUUCGCUCCGCUCGACACCAGCGGCAAGAACCUCAAGCGGGACGUGGCGCGGAUCCUCUGCGCCGACUGCGCUGUCCCUCCCAAGCUGAAGAAGCUGAAAAGCCCAAACGUUCAUGUUGGUGAUAAGAUUUCACUGAAAUGUGAGGCGACUGCUGGAAACCCUCAGCCGUCCUACAAAUGGUUUAAAGAUGGCAAAGAGCUGAAGAAAAGCAAAGACAUCCGGAUCAAGUAUGGGAAUGGGAAAAAGAUUUCCAGACUGCAGUUCAACAAGGUGAAGCUGGAAGAUGCUGGGGAGUACAGCUGUGAAGCGGAGAACGUUUUAGGGAAAGACACCGCAAAAGGCAGCCUGAAUGUGAAAAGUGUAACCACAACUCUCUCCUCCUGGUCCGGGCAUGCUAGAAAAUGCAACGAAACAGCCAAGUCCUAUUGUGUCAAUGGUGGGGUAUGCUACUACAUCGAGGGGAUUAAUCAGCUGUCUUGCAAGUGUCCGAUCGAAUUCACAGGAGACCGGUGUCAGCAUUUCGCAAUGGUCAGCUUCUCCAAGCAUCUUGGAUUUGAAUUAAAGGAAGCGGAAGAGCUCUACCAGAAGAGAGUUUUAACCAUCACGGGAAUCUGUGUUGCCUUGCUUGUGGUGGGCAUCGUCUGUGUGGUAGCUUAUUGUAAAACCAAGAAACAAAGAAAACAAAUGCAUAAUCAUUUACGUCAGAACAUGUGCCCUGCCCAUCAGAACAGGAGCCUUGCGAACGGACCGAGCCAUCCACGUUUGGAUCCCGAGGAAAUCCAAAUGGCCGAUUAUAUCUCCAAGAAUGUUUCUGCCACCGAGCAUGUGAUUCGAAGGGAAACAGAGACAACCUUUUCAGGAAGUCACUCCUGCUCCCCAUCUCAUCACUGCUCCACAGCCACUCCAACGUCCAGCCAGAGACAUGAAAGCCACACCUGGAGCUUGGAGCGGACGGAGAGUCUGACUUCAGAUUCCCAGUCUGGGAUAAUGCUGUCCUCGGUGGGAACCAGUAAAUGCAACAGCCCUGCGUGCGUGGAGGCACGGGCUCGCCGCGGGGCCACCUUCUGCAUUGAGGACUCACGGAGGCCCAUGACACAGUAUCGUGACUCGGUGGAUUCUCUGCGGGACUCACCACACAGCGAGAGGUACGUGUCGGCGCUGACCACACCAGCACGCCUGUCGCCUGUCGACUUCCACUACUCAAUGGCCGCGCAGGUGCCCACCUUCGAGAUCACGUCCCCCAACUCGGCGCACGCUGUCUCCCUGCCGCCGGCGGCCCCCAUCAGCUUCCGCGUGGAGGAGCAGCAGCCCCUGCUGCGGCGGUACCAGCUCCCCUUCCAGGACACGCAGCGGUACGACAGCUACUACCAAAGGAAGACCUACCUAAACGACAGCAUGGGGAGCCUGCCCUCCAGCCCCUUCCGCAUCACAGAGGACGAUGAGUACGAGACGACGCAGGAGUACGUCACAGCGCUAGAGCAGCCAAAGAAAACAGCCAGCAGCAACAGGCGGUGGAAAAAAUCCAAACUGAACGGGCACAUCCCUCACAGAGCCAGAGCCGUCCGGGACUCCUUCUCCUUGAGCAGCGCCUCUUACAGUGAGUCUGACGAGGAGCUGGUGGCCGAGAGCACGCCAUUCCUAAGCACUCAGAACAAUGAGGUGGUGCACACAGGGUCGCCGCCGCUGCACCGGCCGGGUGACAGCCGGACUCACUACUCCUGCAGCAGGCACAGCGCGCCCGGGGAGAGCGGGCGCAGCAGCCUGGCGCACACGACGCCCAAACCCGACCCGGAUCCUCUCUAGGCACCUCUCAGACUUGUGCACCCGCAGACGUGAGCUGUACGGAGGAGGCCAAGGAGGGGAGAUGAGACAAAACAAAGAUAAAUAUUUUUAUUUUAUAUAAAAGAAGGGGGAAAAAAAAAAUUAUAACAAAUAAAAUGUUUUAUUUUCAUUUUAGCAAAGUUGUCUUAUAAUAGCUAACGACAAUGACUUUUUUAUAAGGAAUCUCUAUUUAUAUGUAAUGUCUUGAUUUACAGCUUCCAAUAAAAAAAAAAAAAGUUUAAAAAAAAAAAAAAGAAAACAAUAAAGUUAAAAAAAAAGUGGGCCAAUUUUUGACUACUUAAAAAUAGAAAAACAAAACUAUCGUGGUGCCUUUUGCUGUAUGCUAGUGCUGGGAUUCAUGCCGAGGAUUCUGUUUCAGUAGCAUUUUCUAAGAUCAUAGAUUUUUGUUUGGGAGACAACCUGUCACAAGGGCGCUCUUCCGUUGGAAGAAAGCAGCCUCGCCACUUUGCCCUGUACCCUGCUAUUAAUGAUCUUAUUCUUUAAGGUAUUGUUUAAACACACAUCAAGGACAUGAGUGGGAGCAUUGCCAUUAUCAUGUCUAAUGGGGAUCUGUCUUGCCCUGUAAAAUACUUGUAUUUUCACUUAAAUCAGGAGAAAAAGAAAGCCAACAGCACCAUACUGGAAUGGAGAAGUGAUGCUUCUUUUGCCACACAGGUAGGGAGAGAAAAUACAGUCGCGCAGCAGCAGCAGCCCUUACAGGAUAUCUCUCAGCCUUUGGCCAUUUCACCUGUGGGUCUCAAGUUGGGUUGGCACAGGUUUGUAGUCAGACAAGGCAGAUGCCCAUGUGAACAUGGUGAGAUAAUGCCCCGUCGUGUAAGGUUGAGCCCAGUUCACUGCCCUGGCAGGCAGACGGCACGGUGUGGUGAUCCCAACAGAGCGGUGGUGCUGUACUGGUGCCGUGCCGACCACAGCAUUGCCUUCAUGGAGUGGUGUAGCUGCAGCGUGGUGUUGCCAUAGGGCUGCCAAGGCUGUGGUGUCCCAGACACCAUGGUUCAGGUGGUUCUGGGAGGAUACGUGGAAGUGGCCCCAUGGUGCAGCACGGCCAAGGCUCGCCCUGGUUGCCAUGCCAGCCCACUGCCAGCCGUGCUGCCUGGGGUUUGGCAGGAGCCAAAGCUCUGCUUGUCACCCCUGUGCUGGCCGGAUGGGCCCCGCAUGGGGCAGCCCAGCAAGCGGAUUCCUCUGUGCUGUGUGCUGUAAAGACAGUUGUUAUCGUCACAUCUUGCCACCAGUGAUGGACGUCGUGUUUCCAAGCUUGGAGCAGCUCUGGCCAUCGGCUCUGUGGUGCAAAGAGACAGUCCUGCGUGUCCAGGCAGCAGAGCAUCCCCAUGGAAGUGCCCCUCUCUCCUCAGUUCUCUGCAGCAAACCUGUUUACAUUGUAGCCUGACUUUUUUCUUUUUAUAUUUUUACUUCUGCAUGUCCUUUGCAUUUCAGAUACUGUAGAUUGGAUGCAUGGUGAAGCUGUGACUGAGAAGAUAAUACAACAACUGACAGUGUAUUAUUUCAUUUAACUUUUAGCAAUAAAGUAACUAAACCCUCUAUUCCUCACCCAUGAUGAGGUCAGAUAUAGAAAACUCUGCUAAUUUGUCAUAAGAUGAUAGUCAAAGUUUGCUCUGGAUUGUCUGAAUGUCAGAACUCUCGACUGUUUAACACUUGAACAUUUUUUAUAUUAUAAAUAAAAUAAGAAAUAACAAGC